UUUUCAUUGCUUCACUCUGUGGUGCUUCCCAGAACUAAAGGUGUGAGUGUGUGAGAGAGACGUCUCAUGCAUUUGGAGUGGGUUUAAGGUUUCUGGAUGUUUUUAAUCUUUCUACAUCAGAUCUAGCGAGGAGAAAAACAAUGAAGGUCAUUGUUGGGAUCCUGCUAAUGUUCAUGGGAGCUGCCUCAGGUUUGCUGUUUCAGGAUCCUGUUGUCUGUAGAUUUACUCAGAGUAAUCAGUGUUAUGUAGCUCUGGGGCAACAACUAAACCUGCAAAUGCCCCGGGUGGAUAUGUUUCAACUAAAGAUCACAGACAAGACAUCUACUGAUCAUAUCAUUUUAAAAUAUAGGCCUCACCGUGGUAUCCCACUAACAGUGUAUAUCAAAAGAUGGCAAUUUGUUAAUAAUAAUAAAACUCUGAUACUAACCAGUGCACAAAGGAGUGAUAAUGGAACGUACACUUUACAGACCUUUGAUGCAAAGGGAAAUAAUAAAGGCAUAUAUACUCUCCAGCUCAACAUUGAAGCUGAGGUGACCUCAGUGAAAGUGUCAUACAGCUGCUUGUCUCCUGCGGUCUGGAGAGUGUACUGUUCGGCUGAUGGAGACAACCUUUUCUUCAACUGGUCAUCUGGAUUCGUCACUUGGUUUGAGAACGGGAGUAGCACUCUGGUACUGGAUAAAAUCCACAAGGAAAAUGUAACCUGCCAUGUACAAAACCAUGUCAGCCAUGACAGCGAUUUUGUUAGACUCCACAAAUGUCCUGACUUGAGAAAUAAAAUGCAGGACAUCAUUGGGAUCCUGCUAAUGUUCAUGGGAGCUGCCUCAGGUUUGCUGAUUCAAGAUCCUGUUGUCUGUAGAUUUACUGAGAGUAAUCAGUGUUAUGCAGCUCUAGGGCAAAAACUAAACCUGCAAAUGCCCCGGGUGGCUGGGUUUAACCUAACGAUCACAGACGGGACAUCUACCAAGCAUAUUGUAUAUCGCCAUUGGAUCCCACAAACACCACAUAAUAAAAGAUGGCAGUUUGUUUAUGAUAAUAAAACUCUGAUACUAACCAGUGUGGAGAGAAGCGAUAAUGGAACGUACACUUUACAGACCUUUGAUGUAAAUGGGAAGAGUACAGGCAGUUAUACUCUCCAGGUGAACAUUGAAGGCUACCCUGAGCAUAAACCGCUCAUCCUGGGCUUGGUUUGUGUGCUUCUCAUUGUAAUAUCUGUCUUGGGCUACUUCACAUACAAAAAGAAACAAGGAUUAAAGAACAAAGAAGUCCAAGUUCAGAAUGAUGCCGUAGAGAAUGCCAUGGUGGUCACUCCUCCCAGUCAGGAGAAGAAAGAGGGUGAUGUGCAGUACGUCCAAGCUCAGGAUGAUGCCGUAGAACAUGCCAUGGUGGUCACUCCUCCCAGCCAGAGGAAGAAGAAGAAAAAGAAAAAGAAAAUGAAAAAAGAGUGUGACGUGCAGUAUGGUGAGCUGGUGUUUAACACUCCAGACAAAAAAGAGAAGGAGAUGCCCAAAGUGCAAGAGGAGAGUGUGUACUCACAGAUCCAGCAUGGUUAGUGAGGGACACCAUCUCAGGCUGUCUCAACACAUAUCAGUAACAUUGUUUUGCUUUUAUUGUGUCAGUAAAGGCUGAGUCAGUGAGUGUAAGUGAAGGCUGAGUAUCUAAAUGUCUCUGUUUUAAUUUUCAUUUAAUGCAUUGCUUUGUUGCUAUAUUAUAAUGGUAGACAAAGUAGCUGUUGGUGACAAUGUACAUGUACACACUUAUCUCUUGUUCAAAACAAAACUUCCUAAAAUGUGAAAUGAUGCAAUUACUGAAUCUUUUUAGUAGCAGUACAGUGGUUACUAAUACUGUUUUGAGCUCAGGUUUCUGUCUGUGUGGAGCCGUAUCCCUGCAUCCAUAUGGGGUUUUUCUGGUUACCUUUGACGUCCCUGCAGGAUGCACUGCAAUAUACUGGGACAAACCUCAAACCCUGACCUUUGAUUUUUAAUAUAAUGCUUUAGUCCAGUGGUUCCCAACCCUGGUCCCCUAUUUAACAGGUAUUUAACCGGCUCUGCCCUAUCCACUUCUAUUUUUAAAAAGCUGUUAAUUACAGUAGAUGAUUAGAUACAUCAGAUGUUCUGGGAGUAGAGGAAACACUAAAAUGUGCAGUGCAGGGGAUCCUCCAGGACUUGGGCUGGGAAGCAUUUUUUUUUAGGUGCCAUUUUAUGACGAUUCUAUUAAGAUGAUAUAACUAAUACAAAACUGCCAACGCGCCCGCAUUGAAUGUGCGGAAUCUUCACACGCUCUCAUACCACACUGCCAGUUUCUCACACUUUCAUAUUCAAAGCUGUUGUCAGUGAAAGAUGCAAAAUCACUAAAGUUUCAGGCACUUUCUGAUGAGUAAGCUAUAAAUAGCUUUUAUUUAAGACAAAUCGCUACACAGGUUUAUCACGGUCAGAAUAAUGCACUGCCACUUUUUUCUCUCCAAGUGGAGCGAAAUAAUCGAAGACAAAUUAACACACAUUUACAGCUGCAAAGGCAUCAUUCACACGUGAACGAAGGGAUAAUAAUUGCAACAGCUAUAAUAGUACUGAACAGAUCAACAAUCUAAUAAAAUCAUUUAAUGCAUGAAAGUUAAAAACAGGAGCAUUAAAAGAGUAAGUGAGGGCAGUGACAGUUACAAUGACAUUU
Molecule: messenger RNA, 2664 nt
Organism: Clarias gariepinus (North African catfish)
Lineage: Eukaryota; Metazoa; Chordata; Actinopteri; Siluriformes; Clariidae
Exons: 8
Coding region: 141-1550 (469 amino acids)
Source: RefSeq, a predicted model, not a curated record